Messenger RNA from Exophiala dermatitidis NIH/UT8656, 1281 nucleotides. RefSeq lists its product as uncharacterized. Gene Ontology annotation, biological process: protein import into peroxisome membrane. NCBI's taxonomy places the organism in Eukaryota, Fungi, Ascomycota, Eurotiomycetes, Chaetothyriales, Herpotrichiellaceae. Gene Ontology annotation, cellular component: peroxisome; peroxisomal membrane. The coding region runs from base 1 to 1281 and encodes 426 amino acids. The record is from RefSeq and is a predicted model, not a curated record. The transcript has 2 exons.
AUGGCCGAGCAUUCAGAGCCGCCAUCCACGCAAGGGCAUGAGGAGACACCUCCUCCAACGGGGACAGCGCAGGACACAGAUCGCGCCAGCCAGAAACAGCCUGGGGUGACGGCCGAAGAUGCGGACUCAGACCCAGACUUUGACGACCUUGACGAUGUGCUCGACCAAUUCUCCGCGGCGACAGCAGCCCAGUCGUCCAAACCGCAAUCGCUGUCCCAACCUAGUCCGUCCUCCUCAGGGCCAGGCAGACCAGCAGCAGCAGCAACGACGGUGGGCUCCUCAAGUACAGAGACGGCAUUACCUCCCGACAUCCCAAUCCCGACGGGCCCUCAUGCAAACGAGACCGAAGAAGAAUUCAUGGCGCGGCUGACGGCCGAGAUGUCGAGCGUCAUGUCCAAGAUGUCACAGGACCCGGCAGCAUCAGCGGCUACGCCCGAAGACAUUGCCAAGAUGGGCAAGGAGCUAGAGGAGUUCACGUACAAGAUGGAAGCGGAGGGCGUGAAGCCCGAAGACCUACUAAAAGCCAUUCUGGGCGAGGACACGGGCGCACGAGUAGGUGAGCUGGCCGAGGCAGAACGGGAACGGGAGCGGCGAGAAAGCGAAUCGAAAUCGAAACAAAAACCGGCACCGACAACAUCCAGCAGCACUACUAAGGCUGGCGCGCCUACCAUUGCAAACGCCGAAGGCCCCUCGUCCAAAUCACAACCUGCAUCCAAACCAUCUUCAUUCGAAGACACGAUCCGCAGGACCAUGGCGCGAAUGGAAUCGUCGUCCGCGGCCGCCGCAAGCGCCACAGCCCAGGCAUCCGCCCCCAAGUCGGAAGAAGACAUGCUAGCGGAACUUCUGCGCGCAUUGGAAUCCGAAGGCGGCGGCGCCGGCGGUGAAGGUGGUGACGCAGGCGACCUGUCCAAGAUGUUUCUGGGCAUGAUGGAACAACUGACCAACAAGGACAUGUUGUACGAGCCCAUGAAGGAGUUGAGCGCCAAAUACCCGGAAUGGCUGGCGCAGAACCGUGCGACGCUGCCGAAAGCCGAGUUUGAACGUUUCUCGCGUCAGCGCGUCAUUGUCGAUGAGAUUGUCGCGAAAUUCGAAGAGUCGUCUUAUAGUGAUGCCAGUGCCCAGUGUCGCGAGUUUGUUUGGGAGAAAAUGCAGGCCAUGCAGGGCGAAGGCGCUCCGCCAGAAGAUCUCAUUGCUAACCCUUUGCCUGGGAUGGGUAUACCGGGACUGGGAUCGGGCGAAGAUGCUGAAAAGGUCCUGGAGGAGGGGUGUCCGACUCAAUAG